Gavia stellata (red-throated loon) is the source of this 2622-nucleotide messenger RNA. Its product is annotated as antigen WC1.1-like. Bases 1 to 2622 code for a protein of 873 amino acids. The transcript is spliced from 13 exons. The record is from RefSeq and is a predicted model, not a curated record. Gene Ontology annotation, cellular component: membrane. NCBI's taxonomy places the organism in Eukaryota, Metazoa, Chordata, Aves, Gaviiformes, Gaviidae.
AUGCCGGGCAGUGAAGGGCACUUUGUGCAGCAGCAGAUUGUCAAAGUUGAGCCUGGAUUUGUCCGGCUGGUGGAAGGGAAGAGCCGCUGCUCAGGACGUGCGGAGAUCCAUGACGGGGACCAGUGGAAAACCGUCUGUGAUUCCCACUUUGGUCCCAAAGCUGCUGACGUGGUCUGCAGGGAGCUGCAGUGCGGCGUGGCCCUGCCUGUCACUGGAGGAGGUCACUUUGGAGAAGGGCUGUUGGCCAGGGACAUGCGCAUCCAGAAGUGCACUCUGGCCAUGGCUGAGGACCUCUUUCCCAGGAGGGUGCUGGAGCGAGGGGCUGGAUUUGUCCGGCUGGUGGAAGGGAAGAGCCACUGCUCAGGACGUGUGGAGAUCCGUGAUGGGGACCAGUGGAAAACUGUCUGUGAUUCCCACUUUGGUCCCAAAGCUGCUGACGUGGUCUGCAGGGAGCUGCAGUGCGGCGUGGCCCUGCCUGUCACUGGAGGAGGUCACUUUGGAGAAGGGGUCGGUCCCAUCUGGGAUGGAGCGCUGCAGUGUGUGGGGAAUGAAUCCCUCCUGGCCUCCUGCCCCAGAGGGUCCCCCAGGGACCAGCCCUGCACCCACGUGAACAGCGCUAUUGUCACCUGCACACAGUACACAGGGUUCAGGCUGGUGAACGGCAGCACGCCAUGUGCAGGGAGGGUGGAGGUCCAGGUGCUGGGGACCUGGGGGACCCUCUGUGCCUCCCACUGGGAUCUGUCGGAUGCCCACGUUCUCUGUCAUCAACUCAACUGCUCAGCCAGCUUUGCAUCCCUGCGGCUGGUGGGUGGAGGGAGCCGGUGCGAUGGGCGAGUGGAGAUCUUCCAGCAUGGGACGUGGGGCAGAGUCCUGGAUGACCAGUGGGAUGUGCAGGAGGCCAGCGUGGUGUGCCGGCAGCUGCGGUGCGGAGAGGCAGGGGGAGCUUACAACCCCCCAAAGCCGGAGCGAGGGACGGGCCCUGUGGGGCUGCGAGGGGUCAGGUGCACAGGGCACGAGGCCAACCUGACCCUCUGCAACACCUCCCUGCCUGAGAGUGCACUGGCGGCAGGGGUUGCGGAGGACGUGGGAGUCAUUUGCUGGGGGAGCCGGCGGGUCCGGCUGGUGAACGGGGCUGGGCGCUGCGCCGGGAGAGUGGAGAUCUACUACCAGGGCAGCUGGGGGACUGUCUGCGACGAUGGCUGGGACCUGUCUGAUGCUGCCGUCGUUUGCCAUCAGCUGGGCUGCGGAGGGGCAGUGGAGGUGGCUGGCUCUGCUCAGUUUGGGGAAGGCUCCGGGCAGAUCUGGCUGGAUGGCGUGAACUGCUCCGGGGCCGAAGCUGCUCUCUGGGACUGCCCUGCCAGGCCCUGGGGGCAGCACGACUGCGGGCACAAAGAGGAUGCGGGAGUCGUCUGUUCAGAGUUCGUGGCCCUGAGGCUGGAGAACAGCGACGGCUGCUCUGGGCGCCUGCAGGUUUUCUACAACGGGACAUGGGGGAGCAUUUGCUCCAACUCGAUGACUCUCGACACGGUGUCGCUGGCAUGCAAGGAGCUGGGCUGCGGAGACAGAGGAUCCCAGGAAACAGGCCUGCCCUAUGGUAGGGUGUCUGGCCCCGCGUGGCUGGAUAAGGUGCAGUGUGGGGAGAAAACCAGCUCCUUCUGGCAGUGUCCCUCGGCUCCCUGGGACCCACAGUCAUGCGAAGACCUGCGAGACGAGGUCCACAUCAUCUGCAACGACAGGGAGAAGAUUCGUGCAGUGGGAGGCGAGGACGGGUGCUCAGGCAGAGUGGAGGUCUGGCACCGUGGCUCUUGGGGGACGGUGUGCGAUGACUCCUGGGACAUGCGGGAUGCUGAAGUGGCGUGCAGGCAGCUGGGCUGUGGCCCCGCAGUGUCUGCCCUGCAUGAGGCUGCGUUUGGGAUGGGGAUGGGCCCCAUCUGGCUGGAGCAGGUGGAGUGCCAGGGGACAGAGCUGUCCUUACAGGACUGCUGGGCCCGGCCCGGGGACAGCGGUGUUUGCCGGCAUAAGGAAGAUGCUGCCGUGCGCUGCUCAGAUCCCACCCGAGGCCGUCUGACCAGCAGUGGGAGAGUCUCAGUGCCCGUCAUCAUCUGCAUCAUCCUGGGGGCCCUUCUCUGCCUGCUCCUGGCCCUCCUGGCUGGGCAAGUGCUAAGCGCCAGGGCUGGGCGCAGAGGCUCCUGGAGAGCUCAGGAACCAUUCCCCGAGGCCGUGUAUGAGGAGGUUGGUUACAGCCCAGCGUGGGAGAAGCAGGCGAGGUUUGGUCGCUCAGGCUCCUAUUCAGAGGAGUCCCUGACCCAGCUGCAGCCCUACCCUGGCGUGAGCGAGGAGGAGGAUGGUCUGGGAUCAGCACCAGGGGGCAGCCUGCACUCCCAGAGAAGUGCCGGGGUCCCUGGAGCUGAAGGAGUCACCUUGUCCCUGUCCCUGGGGAGUACGGGCUAUGAUGAUGCUGAAGAGGUGUCUCUGGCACAUCCUUGUGAGGACACAAAGGCUGUGACACGGGAGCUCAGUGCACAACAGUGCCUGAGCCCCAGGCCAGGAGAGCCCAACCCUGCUGUGCCGCUGGGUGCAGCCAGGAGGGAGGAGAGGUCUGUGCAGCUGGGAGAGCUGUGA